AUGCCCACCAAGAUGGCAAUUCUGUUGAAAUCGAGAUGCUUACCUUUCAAGUAUCCAAAGCUGGAGCUCAAGGCUAAGGCGAUGUACAAGGCUGAAAUGAAGUUGAACUUCACUGCCUACCAUUGUUACCGCUAUCUGUCCCGGUAUCCCAAGUGGCAAGAGACAGCAGAAAAGUCGCUCGAAAAGCAGAAGAACAAGGGGAAGGGUGGCAUGAAGAAAUCUAUGUCUGUUGCUGUAGAGGGUCAGCAACAAGAUGAUGAUGGCACCUCUGACAUGUCUGGCACUCGGCCUGCUGGGAGAAAGCAGAUGAAAGCAAGAGAGUCGGGCGUACGAAGAUUCGAGGAGAUGAUGGAGGAGAUGCAUGCGAUGAAGGCGAGCAGUGCAUUGGAGCUCAAGGAAAGGUCUGCUCGCAUCCUCAAGUCCAUCGAAGAUCAAGCUGAAGAACAGAUGCGUGCAGCAAAAGCACGUCAACUUCUGGACGAAGAAGAAAUGGCGUCCUUCAAAAGACGCCGUCUUCUGGAAGAAGAAGAGAUAGCGUCGGCUAAAAUCCGCCGACAGAUAAAUGAAGAGGAACUGGCCUCGGCCAAAACACGUCGGGAUAUGGAUGAAGCCAACACAAGGCUCAUCAAAAUAAAUACAUUGAUCGCCGAAAGAAAGCUUUUGUCUUUUGAUGCCAGUAGCAUCUCGAACCCUGCCGCCCGCAAGAAGUUCUUGGACUUACAGCCGCAGGUUAUGGAAGAUAACACUGACAGCAAAUAA
Messenger RNA from Phycomyces blakesleeanus NRRL 1555(-), 759 nucleotides. RefSeq lists its product as hypothetical. The transcript has 2 exons. The record is from RefSeq and is a predicted model, not a curated record. The coding region runs from base 1 to 759 and encodes 252 amino acids. NCBI's taxonomy places the organism in Eukaryota, Fungi, Mucoromycota, Mucoromycetes, Mucorales, Phycomycetaceae.